Messenger RNA from Blumeria graminis f. sp. triticale, 1482 nucleotides. NCBI's taxonomy places the organism in Eukaryota, Fungi, Ascomycota, Leotiomycetes, Helotiales, Erysiphaceae. The record is from the annotation of a GenBank genome assembly.
AUGAAGUUCUCUUGCCUUGCGAUUAUCACCACUGCCUGUCUAUCCGCAGCUCAACCUCAUAACCACCGUCAUCGUCACAUGGCCCGUCAUGGCUCUCGCAUUGAGGCUAGAGACACAGCGACAUCAGUUCAAGUCGAAGCGGCGAUGGUUACCGUUUACGAAUUAAAUGGACAAAAGAUUUCUUCAAACGACGUGGACUCGUGUCUCAAGGAGAAUAAAUGUGUGGUCCUUGGUGCUGGGUCGAGCUCUACCGAAAGUCAAGAAGAUUUGAAUACUUUCCCUGCACCAGACCAAGAUAACUCUUCACCAGAAGACUCACCAUCAACAGAAGACAAUGCAUCUCCAGAAGAGCCACUAAAACCAGAGCCCCCAGUCCCAGUCCCGUCUACUCCAGAGCCUCCAAAACCAGAGCCCCCUACAACUGAUCACAGAACGCAGCCUCCAUCAGGAAAGCCCGAAGUUUCACCAAAAACCGCGGAACCUGCGCCAGAACUCAAAGUUAUGCCACUUCCUGUCACUCCACCGCUCAAUUCCGUAGGCAUGAAGUCAGAUGCAAAUAUAUCUCAAUCAGAUGGCAUAGAUAACUCUGCAUUUAGUGGCUCUGGUAUAGAUUCAACCAACAUGCAUGCUGUCGGAAGAUUAUUUCCAAGUGGCAAGGUUGACUGCUCUGAAUUUCCGUCCAAAUACGGUGCAGUUCCAGCAGAUUGGAUCCAGUUAAAUGGAUGGACAGGAGUACAGAAAACUUCCGAAUAUAACACUGCCGCAAAAGCUAUUAGUCACAUCGAGACAGCAGUUGCCGGAGAGGGCUGCGUACCUGGGUCCUUCUGCUCAUACGCAUGCCCUGCCGGCUUCCAAAAGUCGCAAUGGCCGUCUGCCCAAGGCGCCACCGGUCAGUCUAUCGGAGGCCUUUACUGUAACACCAAUGGAAAGCUUGAACUCUCACGCUCUGCCGCACCUAAUCUUUGUACUCCUGGAGUUGGAGACGUUAAGGUCAGAAACUCUCAUUCAAAGAACGUCGCUAUUUGCCGAACAGACUACCCUGGAACAGAAGCAGAGACCAUUGCAUUGAACGCACUCCCAGGAUCUACCGUCAAAGUAACAUGCCCCGAUUCGAAGGAAUACUAUCGCACACAGGAUGACGGGCCAACAUCCGCACAAUACUAUAUCAACCCGUCUGGAUAUGACGUCAAGGAUGCGUGUACCUGGGGCACUGCAGGUUCGAAUCUUGGUAACUGGGCUCCCGUAAACAUGGGCGUCGGAAAAGGUGAUAGUGGCUCAACGUUUAUUUCUCUCUUUCCAAAUGCCCCAACCAACCCGAACGGAGUUCUUGAUUUUAACAUCGACAUCAAGGGCGAUGUCACUGGUUCAUGUUCUUAUCGCAACGGUAAAUAUUACAAAGAUGGAGUUGAAUCUCCGACUGGGUGUACAGUAAGUUUGCCCCACGUUGGUGUAAUGGGCGGUGCAACAUUUGAAUUCUCUUAA